Anolis sagrei ordinatus is the source of this 2633-nucleotide messenger RNA. The record is from RefSeq and is a predicted model, not a curated record. Lineage: Eukaryota; Metazoa; Chordata; Lepidosauria; Squamata; Anolidae.
GUACUGGCGGAAGGGGCCGGUCGUUUCAAGCGGCAGGGCUCUCGUGCGCAUGCGUUCAGGAGCGAGGCGUGGGGCGCAUUUUGUGCAGCUCGGGGAGCGCUGUUUGCCAUGGCCGAGGGUAGAGGCCCCACUCACCUUCUUGAUGUCUGUAAUCAAAAGUUCUCAGAUUUCCUGUUCAGUGCCGAAUACAAAUACUUGACGUGGUUGCGGGAAAUUGAAGAGGAAGCACUGAAGAUGUUUGAAAGCAGCUUUAAUGCUGAACCUGAGCUGAUGCCCAAAACACCAUCUCAGAGAAAGCAUCGAAAGAAGAAACGGUCCUCAUCAUUUCAGUAUGAAAAUAAGGAACUAACUCGAAAACGAUUAUCUAGAAUGCGAAGUGGUAUAAAGCCAGCAUGUUUUCAGAGACUUUCCCAAAAUAAAGAGGGCCUUGAUGUGGGGAUAACAGAUUCCAUAUCUUAUUGUAUGACAAGACGUUCUAAAGAAGCUUCAGAAGUACAAAGUGAGAUAUCUCCAGAAGGAAGAGUAAUUGUUACCAACGGUGGUCUAAGUACUGAAGUAAAGGAGGAAACGAAUGAUGAUGUAAAUAGAGCCGCAUUUUCAGAUGGCAAUUUGGUUCAUGUGGCUGGAACUGCAAUGAUGCUGCCACCAGAAAAGACUGAAAAAGAGGGCGAUGCCUUCAGAUUAAGGAAUACACCAUCUCCACAAGCAGCUUUAAAUGGGAAGUCAUCAAAUAGAGUGGAAGAAAUUCCAGCCCAAGGGUUGGUUAACAACUUGGUGUCAUCAGGGGAGCUUUUCCAGGAACUAAAUGAGAGUACUGGAAGCCCUGCAAGUUCCAAGUCAGGACAUCGCCAUGCAACUAGAGUACACAAAAGCAAGAAAGUAUCCCUUGCAAAGAGGUAUUCGCAAAGUAACAAAAGGAGAAGUGUGGUUCGGAAAUCCCUCAGCAGAACAAUGGCCAAGAAGAAAGCAGCUCAAGACUCCUUGUCUACCUGUAGUCGAGUCAGCUCUCAUAGUUCCCUUGAAGUGUUCAUGGAUGUUGAGACGAGUGAUCAUGGGCCUUUAUUGACACAGAAUGCUGAAUCUGAUGAGAUUCCAAACACACUACAUAACAUGUUUAGUACACUGGAUACAUCAAGUCCGAUUCCUAACAGUGUUUUGCAGAGUUCACCUAAAUCAAAGAUGCAGCAACAAGAAAUAUGCAAUAAAGGGAGAUUUGAAACCGAAAUCAGCAGCAUCCAGAUCAACGGCUCACAAGAUUCAGUCCACAAUAACUGUAUCAAGGAGCAACUUCCAAAUAGCCAGAAACAAAGUUACAAGUGUGCAAGUGAUGAUCUGCCUACUGUCCAGAACAUGCAAGAUGAAAACAAUUCCAGUCACAAAACAACAUCUUCUCAUGCAAACAAGAUCAUACGGCCAUUCAAAAACUUCUUCCAAUCUAUACAGAAAAAUCAACUACUUAAACCUUCAGGGUCACCAGUAAAGAAUAGUGUUAAACACAGCACACCCAGUAGACCUCCCACCAAGGGAGAUUUUGUUGAAAAACAGCGUCAGCGUCUGGAAAGUCUCAGAAAAAAGCAGGAAGCAGAGCAACAGAGGAAACAAAAAGUGGAGGAAGAAAAGAGACGACGACUGGAAGAAAUAAAAUUAAAGCGCGAAGAAAGGCUAAGAAAGGCACUCCAAGCCCGAGAACGGGUGGAGCAGAUGGAGGAAGAAAAGAAGAAGAGACUUGGACAGAAGUUGUCUCAACUGGAGGAAAAGAGUGAAAAAGCGAGAGAAGAGAAAGCAGCAGAGGAGAAGAACAGGAAGAAGAAAUCAAUUAAGAAAACGGGGGAAGCAGAAGCCCGGAAACAGAAAUUGCUUCAGGUGGAAGAAGUGCCAAAGCUUCAAGAGCAACAAGAAAAAUGGAAGACAGUUGGAGAAAUUAGGAAAAUGCUAGAGCACAAUAAGGCGAAACAGGAAAAAGGGCAUUGUGGACAGCAAGAAAAAGAGAGACCGGUGAAACCUCUGAACCUUGCAAUAGUUACUGAAGAUGAAGAUAAUUUGAAGAAGGAACAGGAUCAUCCCACAGUGGACCAUCAAGGAAAGGAAACCAGACACAUGGAAGCAGUUCAUGCUGGCUAUAAAUGGCUGAAUAUAAUGGCUCAGAAACCAGCAGUCAGUAGUUCCAAUGAAGUAAAUUCCACAAAAGUAAAAGAUACUGCAUCCCUCAAAAUGAAUCCAAAUGACUAUGGCAUGGAUCUGAAUAGUGAUGACUCUACCGAUGAUGAAAAUGAGCCCCGCAAACCCAUUCCUCUGUGGGCCAUUGGGCUUCAUCUUACCCAGGCUGUCACAGAUCAAUAUUACAACCCUCCAGACAUCAACAGGUUAUUUGGAGUAAUAUUGAGCCCUAAACUAGAGGAUAUUUUCUACAAAAGUAAGCCAAGGUAUUUUAAGCGCACAAGUUCAGCGGUCUGGCAGUCCCCACCUGGCACCAAACCAGCAUUACAUGCUUCCAACAGCAUGAUAAAAUACUGAGUCUGUGUAAAAUUGUUUGUCAGCAGUUUUGUAUGUCAUAUUUUGGUCAGAUGCAUCCGUAAAUCAUUUUAAUAUUUUAUGUGUUUUGUAAUAAAGGUUUAAAUGCUGAAAUACAGAAA